Messenger RNA from Poeciliopsis prolifica (blackstripe livebearer), 3141 nucleotides. It is a transcript of the gene pigq, whose product is annotated as phosphatidylinositol glycan anchor biosynthesis, class Q. Bases 116 to 1897 code for a protein of 593 amino acids. The transcript is spliced from 14 exons. The record is from RefSeq and is a predicted model, not a curated record. Gene Ontology annotation, biological process: GPI anchor biosynthetic process. NCBI's taxonomy places the organism in Eukaryota, Metazoa, Chordata, Actinopteri, Cyprinodontiformes, Poeciliidae. Gene Ontology annotation, cellular component: membrane; endoplasmic reticulum.
CUUCUCUAUCAGCGGCAGUUUCCUUCCCGCGCUUUUUUUGCGGCGUCACUGCGGGUCGAGAUAAAACUUCACAGUUUGGAUGUUAACAGCAGCAGCCUGACCUGCUGUGGACGCCAUGGUGCUGAAGAUCUUCUUCCCACAGUGCUGCAACCGGGCGGAGAGCGGGCUGCUGGUGGGACGCUGGAUCUCCGGUCAUGACUCGGCCGUGGUGCUGGCAGUCAUCCACUACCCGUUCAUCCCAGCGCAGGUCAAGCAGUACAUCCAGCAGAUGCAGGCUCAGAGCGGCGUGGAUCUGUCGGUUCUCGGCUCCUGGAGUCUCCCUAAAGACGGGCAGGAGGGCAUGGAGAGCUUCCUCAGGGACCUGAGCACCAUCUUCCCCCAGGAGCGCUGGCUCCAGAUCCGACGGCAGUUCGGAAAGACGGGCUUCAGCUGCGAGGUGCUCAGCCUGGACCAGAUUUGCAGGAAGGAUUCAGGAGGAAAAGCAGAGAAGAAGAGCGAAGAGGACAGCGGCGACGUAGAGCGUGAGGAUGAGGAGAAGGUGAUAUUCGUCCACUACGAGCAGAGGAAGGUGAUGCUGUCGCAGCUUCAUCCUGUGGAGGCCCAGGAGUCUGGGAGCGGAUCAGAACCUCACUCUGAGCUCAGACAGGUGUUUGGGACAGUGGCGCACAGCCAGCCGCUCUUCGUCCUGGACCGGUACGAUGACGGGCCGCUGCGGUCGACCCACUGGCAGUCUGAGGGCCGUGAGGCCAGCAUCGUGGUGGAGCUGCUGAAGCAGGCCUCGGUUCCGCUGGGCCUCCUGCUGGGCCGGAUGCUCUCCGUCUGGACCUGGAUCUGCAGCGCCCGGAUCCUCAGCUUCUUCCCGCUUCGCUUCCUGUCCUCCAAGCUGUCCACCUGCGUCCAGCUGAGCUACAGAACCGAGCGGCUGCAGACGCUGGUCGCUCCGCAGGCCGCCGCCCACAUGGACUUCAUGAGGAAGGCCAACGUCCUGGUGUCCGUCCUGCUGGACGUCUCGCUGGGCGUCCUGCUCAUGUCAUGGCUCUACAGAGACCAACACAUCGCCAUGCUGGCCAGCAACAUGGUGCCGGCCGCCGACCGCGUGGCGCAGCAGCUGGAGGAGCUGCUGCAGUGGCUGAUGGGAGCUCCGGCCGGCCUGAAGAUGAACCGGGCCCUGGACCAGGUUCUGGGCCGGUUCUUUCUGUACCACAUCCACCUGUGGAUCAGCUACAUCCACCUGAUGGCGCCGUUCAUCCAGGGAAUCUUCUGGUACGGAGGCCUGUCUGCCUGCCUCGGCCUGACCUUUGCCCUCUCACUGCUGUCUGACAUGGUGGCGCUGUUCACCUUCCACAUCUACUGCUUCUACGUCUAUGGAGCCAGGCUCUACUGCCUGAAGAUCUACGGCCUGUCGUCUCUCUGGAGGCUCUUCAGGGGGAAGAAGUGGAACGUCCUGCGGCAGAGAGUCGACUCGUGCUCCUAUGACCUGGACCAGCUCUUCAUCGGAACGUUGCUGUUCACCAUUCUGCUGUUCCUGCUUCCUACCACAGCGCUGUACUACCUGGUCUUCACCCUGCUGCGCCUGGUGGUGGUGCUGUUCCAGGGCGUCCUGCAUCUCAGCGUUGACUUCAUCAACUCCUUCCCUCUGUUCGCCAUGGCGCUGCGGAUCUGUCGGCCCUACAGACUGGCUGAGGGUGUGAAGUUCAGAGUGCUAUGUGAGGAGCCGGGCACCGCCCUCCACCUGCUGAUGGAGAUCAACCCUCUGAAGUGCAGCAGCGUCGUCCAGACCUACCGCACGCCGACCUACAGCUGCUACCCCAGAGACUCCUGGGCGGCGCUCAUCAAGAAGCUGUUCAUUGGGGAGCUGAUUUAUCCCUGGAGACAAAAAACCACCAAGUCUGACUGACAGCGGAAACUGUGAAGUAUUUUGAGCAGCUUGAAUGAUUGAUUAUGAACACUCAUUCCAUCUUUUUUAGUACAUAUUUUUAUUUUUGUCCACACUUAUGAAAGAUGUGGAACACUCCUAACGAAGUUUCAAUGCUGGUCCAUCACUGAACAAUAACAAUUUCAUUUAAUUUUACCGUAAUAGGAGCAAACAUUUAUAAAAUUUUAACAAAAUGUUACAGACUUUGCUUGUUAAAAGACUGAAGAUGAUUUCUGAUUGAAAAUGAAUCAAGUUUAGCUAAAUUGUUAAGGAAUCUUAACAAAUUAACCAAGAAUAAUAAUUAGUCCUUUUUUGUUAUCGUUUUAUACGCAGACUUGUUAAAAAUAACCAAAUUCCAUUAUGGAGUUCUGUUAAAACAUUUGUUUAUGUGAAAAAAAAUUGAAUCAAAACAAUCUAAUGCUUGCAUCACAGUGUAUUUAUCCAGAUCUAAUUGCAUCACUCGUCGUAUAACAGCGCCCCCGGUGGUCGGAUGAAUAAAUGAGUUACAGGAUUGAUGACGUUUGCUAAAUGUCCGCUGUUUCCUUUCCUUGUUUUAUUCUUUAGUUUUACUUGUUUGUUUUUUAACCUGUUUUAUGACAAUUUGAGAAAAUGUAUUCUUGAAAAUAAAUCAAAUCAUGAAUCCUAUGGAGGGAAAUACAGCACCAAAGUCCGUUUUGUUUUUUUUUGCUACUGGAAAACAAACUGUGGUUCUGCUUUGCUCCAAGCAUUGAUGGUUUUAUCUCUAUUUUAGAAAAUCAUCUUAUAUUUAACUUGUCUUGUGCCUGCUGCAGAACCAGUUGGUGCCAAACUGGUAGAUGUUUCCCUAAAACGACUCAGUUUCAGAAAUGAUGUGAAAAGAUUUCCCUCUGUUUACCCCUCUAAAGUGUGGCCAGUAGGUGGCGCUGUGUGCAGCUUUCCACUGCUUUUCCUGCCUGUUUUUUUAAGCUGCUUUUCCAGCUGAUCCACCAGAGUUUGUCUGAAAACAUCUGAAACAGAUGCAGAGAAAACUCUGUGGAAGGAUGUUUGCUGUUUGUUCUCUGAACUCCUGGUUUAAGAUGCUUCUUUUUCAUCUUUAUCAACAAAUAGCACCAGAAGUUUUUCAGCCCUUCAGGAGGAUAUUUGAGUUUCAGACACUUUCCUUGAUAAUGUUGAUGUUGGUCCUUUUUGAUGUUGUAUAUAAUUGAUCAGUAGCUUUAUCCUAAUCAAUAAACUUAUUUUGAAUAAAA